This is a messenger RNA of Eremomyces bilateralis CBS 781.70, 321 nucleotides long. RefSeq lists its product as uncharacterized. The coding region runs from base 1 to 321 and encodes 106 amino acids. Lineage: Eukaryota; Fungi; Ascomycota; Dothideomycetes; Eremomycetales; Eremomycetaceae. The transcript is spliced from 2 exons. The record is from RefSeq and is a predicted model, not a curated record.
AUGUUUCCUGGGAUCUACGGGUAUCCCGGACCCAGUGGGUCUGCUCCGCUUGGCGCGCUCACUGCCACUCCCCUGGACGGGUACUCCUAUGUCAACGAGUCUGCUGCCUCCAGUGGGGUCACCGAAGGGUUCGCCUCUGUGAAUGAGCUUCCCACCCUCGGUGAAUCCGCCGACAUAGACUGGUUGGCUGGUGCUGACACGCGGCUGGGCUCGGGGGAUCUGACGGCCCUGAACAAGAUUGCUGAGUCCGGCAUUGGGAUAGGUCGCCCCAAAGCGGCGCGCGAUGUUUUAGGCUGCAACACCUGGAUCCUAGCAGCCUGA